AUGGCAGACGACACAACACCUACGAAGAGCGCUACACUCGAUCCGAGCGCGCCAGUAUUCACAAUGCCGCCUGAAAAGACAGACUCACAACCUCUCACGAACGGCACGAAGAAGCCCGAACCCUCACAGAACAACGCCGGCGGUCCAGCCACGACUACGAAGGCGUCCGCGCCCGACACAGCGUCAGACGGCAAGCUGACACCGGCACAGCUGAAGAAGAAGAAGGCAGAGGAGAAAGCAGCCCGUCGCGCCGAAAAGGUAGCCGCGAAAGGACCCAGCGACACUGCAGGACCUGCAGGACCAGCACAACCCACCGCACAACCCGCCCCACCAGUAUCCAGCAAUUCACAGCAGCGACGGCCUUCGGUUGGUUCAAAACAGAACAGCACCGAGCCAUCCUCGUCCCAAUCCCACCACAGACGUACAGCGUCCUCGACAGGCCGACCCCUCCCCAUCCGACAAGCAGCAGCCGCUGCGCCAACAGCCGCCACAUUCCAACCACCCAAAGAUGAGAAGCGCCUAAACAUGGUCUCCCACCUCCGCACCAGCGAAGAACGCCUCACCCUCUCCUCCGCCAACCGCGAAAUCCACCCCGCCAUCCUCUCCCUCGCCCUACAACUCCGCGACUAUGUCAUCUGCGGCGCCAACGCACGCUGCAUCGCCCUCCUCCUUGCCUUCAAGAAAGUCAUCUCCUCCUACACCACUCCGUCGAGAGAAGCGCUCUCCCGGCACUUGUUGACCCACCUGGGCCACCAAAUCAGCUACAUCAAUCACGCCCGCCAGCUCGGUGUCAGUCAGGGCAAUGCGAUCCGCUGGCUGAAGAAGUUGGUGAGCACGAUUGACGUGGGUAUUGAAGACCGUGAUGCUAGGGAGUUUUUGUGUGGUGCGAUCGAUCAAUAUAUUCGCGAGAAGAUCACGCUGGCGGACGAGGUGAUCGCGAGAGAUGCGAGUCAGAGGAUUGAGGAUGGGGAUGUGGUGCUCACGUACGGGAAGAGCAGUGUGGUGGAGCGGACGUUGCUGGAGGCGUAUUCUAAGAGGGGAAAGCGGUUUAGUGUCAUCGUGGCGGACUCACGGCCGAUGUUUGAAGGGAAGAACUUGGCACGCUCGCUCAUACGAGCGGGGAUCAAGGUGUCGUACUGUCUGCUCAGCUCGCUGGGAGACGUUGUGGAGCAAGCAACGAAAUGCAUGUUGGGCGCGGCGGCGAUGUUGGGGAACGGGAGGUUGAGUGCAAGGGCAGGUACGGCGCUGGUGGCGAUGAUGGUCAAAGAGAGCAGCAGCAACAGCAGCGACGGUGGUAUUAGCAGAGGGAAAGUACCGGUCAUGGUCCUGGCGGAGUCACACAAAUUCACGAGCAAAGUCGCGCUGGACAGCAUCAUGCUCAAUGAGCUGGGUCAUCCUGAUGCGUUGAUCGAGGGCAAGCCGUCGACGAGUGCCACAGCUGUGCCAACCGGUCCUGAGAAGGAGUCGAAGGGUGGGAAGGGCAAAAAGGGAGGAAGCUCGAAAGAGGAACCGGAGGUGGAAGAGAAGGAGAAGCGUGGGCUGGAUGACUGGAGGGAGAAGGAUGGGUUGUAUUUGCUGAAUCUGAUGUACGAUGUCACGCCGGCGGACUAUCUGGAUGUGGUGAUCAGUGAGUUGGGCUCUUUGCCGCCGAGUGCGGUGAUGGGUGUUAUCAGAGUUGGUGGUGGGGAGGAGUAUGUCGAGUCGUCGUGA
Cyphellophora attinorum is the source of this 1710-nucleotide messenger RNA. Its product is annotated as putative translation initiation factor eIF-2B subunit delta. The record is from RefSeq and is a predicted model, not a curated record. The coding region runs from base 1 to 1710 and encodes 569 amino acids. The transcript has a single exon. NCBI's taxonomy places the organism in Eukaryota, Fungi, Ascomycota, Eurotiomycetes, Chaetothyriales, Cyphellophoraceae.